AGUGAGUUCCGGCAGGAGGUCAGGGGGUUCCGACGGUUGGGUCAUGGGGUUCCGGCGGUUGAGUUUCAGCUAUUGGCGGCUUGGGCAGGUGGUUCCGGUGGUGGGGCUGGGUUGGGUUAAGAUUUAGGGUUUUUAUUUAAUUUAUUUUUAUUUAUCUUUUUUUUAAACAAAUCGCUGAGUGACACGUGUCCACAGUGAGUCCCACUAACGGAUUCCAUCCAAAUAUUCGUUAGAUGGCGGUGAAAUUCAAUUUAAAUUUAUUUUUGUAGUGUUAUAAUAAAAGUUUGAGACUUUGUGGUGUUAUUGUGGGGUUAUCUAUUUUUACCUAAAAAUAAUGUCAAUCCAACAAAAUUAAAAAACUAAUUAGCCGCCUGAGUAAAACUUAAAGAGAUACGGAGUAAUGUUUCUCAAAAAAUGUGAUACGGAGUAAUGAGUUUGGACCGUUUAUUUUCCUACUUUGGAACUUUUUCGCGUUUAGGACUCCACCCCCUUCCCUCUCUCUCUUUCUCCCAUUAAACCGUAUUCUGAAUCCUCCAUUGAAGCGGCGGCGAGUUUUCUCUCCUCUGUUGAAGCAGUUUCUAAGGUAAAAGUUGGGAAAUAGUGCGAGUACUAACAAUGGUGAGAGGGAAGCCAAACUUAUUGAUAACUGGUACUCCUGGGACAGGAAAAACAACUAUGUCUUCUGCUCUUGCAGAGGCAACUCAGCUUCGCCAUGUGAACAUUGGAGACUUGGUCAAGGAGAAGAACUUGCACGAUGGUUGGGAUGAGGAAUUUGAAUGUCAUGUCAUCAAUGAGGAUCUGGUAUGUGACGAGCUUGAAGAUAUGAUGGAAGAGGGCGGGGUAAUUGUCGAUUACCAUGGUUGUGAAUUUUUUCCUGAGCGUUGGUUUGAUCGUGUUGUGGUGCUUCAAACUGAAAAUUCUAUCUUGUAUGAUCGCCUCAGCAAGAGAGGCUAUACGGGGUCAAAGCUUACAAACAAUAUUGAAUGUGAAAUCUUUCAAACGUUGCUUGAGGAGGCUAAAGAUAGUUACCAAGAAGAUGUAGUGGUUGCAAUGAAGAGUGACUCCAUUGAUGACAUCGAAAAAAAUGUUGCGGAUUUGACAGACUGGGUUGCAAGUUGGUGCACAACCCAGUCUGUUGAGAGUGAUAGCAAUAGCAUGCGUGAUUAA
Chenopodium quinoa (quinoa) is the source of this 1167-nucleotide messenger RNA. RefSeq names its product adenylate kinase isoenzyme 6 homolog. The transcript is spliced from 4 exons. Lineage: Eukaryota; Viridiplantae; Streptophyta; Magnoliopsida; Caryophyllales; Amaranthaceae. The record is from RefSeq and is a predicted model, not a curated record. Gene Ontology annotation, cellular component: cytoplasm; nucleus. Gene Ontology annotation, molecular function: ATP binding; ATP hydrolysis activity; AMP kinase activity. Bases 616 to 1167 code for a protein of 183 amino acids.